ACUCGGGCAUGAUGGGGGUAGAAGUGGUUGCUCUCUGCUUCUGAACAUGGCUCUCCAGUAGUCACUCAAAGAUUUUGCGUGUGACACUUUCUCUUGCAGUCUGAUGCAUCACUGUGUUGAAUCUAUGUUGUAUUAAUGUUAAUUGAAACAUGUUUACGACAUAAUUGAUUUCUGUGGGGGCAUGUGUCAUUGUUUCUGUUUUAGGAAACCACACCAAUUCUGUAAUGCGAUCAUUCGGACCCGUCUGCUCCUUCUCCUAAAAUAACCCCUUAACACAGCCACCCAACACACACGCACACACACACCACACGCAUAGAGAGCUACUGUACCGCAUUUGCACUCCUGACACACUAAGUCGGUGUCAGACACUGUAGGUGUCUGUGUUGUGUCUCUGCAUAUCCUGUAAAUUCCACUUCAGCUUCGAGGGACAUUGUGAUCAAGCCGCUGAACUGAUCUCAUUGACAUUUCAGAUUAGCACUAAGCAGAGCACCCCAGCCCCAUCUGUCUCUCUCUGAGGGUCUCUGUCAGUGAAAAAGGAUUAAGAUAGCUUCUUUUUUUUUUUUUUUAAAAAAAGGUAAGUCAGACAUGAUUUAUUCAUAUCUUUGCUGUCUCUGUGGUGAAUCUUAAAUCUUGAAAUGAAAGUUUCAUAGGAAGCACCUAUAUAUUUUUUCACCUUUUUGAUAGAAAUAUUCUAAAUGCAUGUAUUUGAAUUAGAUACGACCACUGGCAGCACUGUAUCUAAUGCGACCACUGGCUGCACUGCAGAGCUUUCCGUUUAAAAAUGCCAUCUUAAUAUUACCAGCUGCUAUUUACAGAUUUUGGACUGACUUCUUUUUCGGGAGGCUGAAGAACAGGUGGAAGUGCCAGAGCUCAGCUCACUUUUACACUGGCCUGCAAUCAGCCGGAGGAGUGAGUCUCUCUGUCUGUGGGUUGAAUCUUCAACAAUUCUGCGUGAUUCGAAUGCAAACAUUUACAUUUGCUUUUAGCAAAGAUGAUGAUGGUGAGCGACGACUGCCUGGUGGAGUGUAAGAUUGACGACAGCGAUGAAGACGAAGGGGUGGAAGAACAGAUAAACACUCCCCCUCCUCCCCCAGAGUUUGCAUCCAAAUCCUCGACCCCUGCGCCCAAAGCUCCAACUCCACCUGGAGCUCUGACUACACCCAGGGCCCCAACUCCACCCAUAGCUCCAGCUCCACCUGCUGCUCCUCCUACACCAGCAGCCACUCGUCCUGUCAGCAGGGAUCCUCGUGGUAUCAACCAGCACCUAAAGGUGGAGGUCAGUGAUGUGUUGGCAGAACCCAGCAAACCUCACAGCAUAGACCAAGUGUGGAUUUACAGCGUCACUGGCUUUGAGAAUGCUCGUAUCUGGACGUACCAGUGCCUCUCCUUGCUUUUUGCUGUGCCCUGCGCUCUCGUUUGUGGUAUUUUCCUGGCCAUUCUUGCCUGCCUUCAUGUCUGGUUUCUGGUUCCCUGCAUACAGCUGAGCAACACUUUCCUUCCAUGCCUGCGGUCCUUGUGUAUGUGUGCCGUCAACGUUGUCAUCUCUCCAUUCUGUGCAUCUGUUGCUCUCUGCUGCAGCCAAAUCGCAAUUUCACUGUCGAACAAGGACUGGAUUCAAUUGAAAGACAAAGACACAGUAUGAAUGCAAGAUAUGCACUAAGUGGGUGACUGAGUGAAUGCUUAAAUUGGGGGCCUAUUUUUAGUUUCUUUCUUUUUCUUUAUGUUUUUUUUAAUUUAUGGUUUAUUAACCUGCUCUGUUAAUCCUACUUAAAAUGUUUUCUACAUGUAAACCAAUUUCUGUUAUUAUUUCCACCAUCAGGCUAUAAAGAAAUGUACUGCUACUACUAAUACUACUAUUAUUAUCAUGUUGUUGUUGUUAAUCAUUUGAUUUCUGGUUUAUUUGUAUGAAAGCUGAAACAAACUACAAAUAAAAAUGUCAAGA
Molecule: messenger RNA, 1942 nt
Organism: Oreochromis niloticus (Nile tilapia)
Lineage: Eukaryota; Metazoa; Chordata; Actinopteri; Cichliformes; Cichlidae
Gene: cav4b
Product: caveolin 4b
Exons: 3
Coding region: 992-1642 (216 amino acids)
Biological process (GO): caveola assembly; cell differentiation; regulation of cytosolic calcium ion concentration
Cellular component (GO): caveola; sarcolemma; focal adhesion
Molecular function (GO): molecular adaptor activity
Source: RefSeq, a predicted model, not a curated record